Molecule: messenger RNA, 3997 nt
Organism: Larimichthys crocea (large yellow croaker)
Lineage: Eukaryota; Metazoa; Chordata; Actinopteri; Sciaenidae
Product: solute carrier family 22 member 7-like
Exons: 11
Coding region: 839-2494 (551 amino acids)
Biological process (GO): transmembrane transport
Cellular component (GO): membrane
Molecular function (GO): transmembrane transporter activity
Source: RefSeq, a predicted model, not a curated record
UGCGCCCUGGGCGGCCGCCCACAUUGCCCAUAGCUAGGACCGGCCCUGUAUGUAGGUCACUUAGGUUUUCUGGGCUUACUGGUAACAUGGUGGCCCCGACACAUCUUCCUGUUGCUUCAUUUGAACUGUAGUUCAUGUGCUGUUAUUGCCAUGGUUUUAUUGUUUGCUUCUUUCUUUUAACAUAUUGCCUUUGUAGAGCAUUGUGUGACCUUGCUGUAUGAACGACGAACAGAAAUAUCAGCAACCGGAAGGGAUUACACCAUGUCCUGUUCCACAUAGUACGUUUCCAUUUCCGCAUCAUUUUAACUGCAAAUCACCAAAACAUUGAAUUUUCAAUGUGCAGUCACUUUUGAUUUACUACAGAAAAUCUCUGCCACAAUCCAAACAACGUCCUGAAAGACAGAUCAUAUCACGGAUGCACUGUGUAAUGCAUCAUACAGCAUAACGUUUACAUGCUCAUAUGCGGAGUAAUGCAUUGAAAUAUGAUCUAAAGACUAAUUGUUGCGUCACACAGAAACACUGUUUCUUCGAGUGUGUCUGCGUAGCGUAACACCACAUGACUACUGGGAAUAUAAAGGAUAUAAACGGUGCAUCAUAAGAUAAAGGGCAAACAAAGCAGAGCUUGUUGUUCCAUUAAGUGGAACAGGUGGGACGACAGUAAGGUGGAGGUGAACAGUGUGAUUUGCUUGUGACUUCUGUGUCAUAAGGACAAUGCAAACCGCCUGGUUUGGUUCAUUUCUCCCCACAGAUUGUGUUUGAGUGUUUCGGCAUCAAGUCAGGUUUGCUGAUCAACUCUGGAAGACAGCAGAAAUAACAAGGGAAUCUAAAUCUGGUGGCGAUGAAGUUCGAGAAUAUCCUGGAGGAGAUCGACGGUUUUGGGCCUUUCCAAAUCGCCCUCAUCAUCCUGCUGUGCACCCCUCGAAUAGUUCUUCCCUGUCACUUCUUACUGAAUAACUUCAUCGCUGCGCUGCCUCCUCACCGCUGUGACAUCAGCGCACUGCACGACGGAGGACUCUUUGGAAAUUUAACUCAGGAGCAGAGGCUUACAGUCAGCGUUCCUCUGCGAGAAAAUGGGGAACCGAAAUCCUGUGAGAUGUUUGCAGAGCCUCAGUUUCAGCUCUUGGAUAACGACUCCAACGCCGCUGACCUGCCAACAGUUCAGUGCCAGAAUGGAUGGGUUUAUGACAACUCCUCCUUCACCUCCACACUGGCAACAGAGUGGGACCUUGUCUGUGAUAGAAAAAGUCUGACAAAAACCACAAGCACAAUCUUCUUUUUUGGAGUGAUGAUCGGGGCCAUAGUUUUUGGAUUCCUCUGCGAUAAGUACGGAAGGAAAAACACUCUUCUGGCCUCGUACAUCAUGGCGAUCGUCUUUGGCUUCUCCAGCGCCUUCGCAAACUCUUUCAUUCUGUUUGCAGUGUUGAGAUUUCUCACUGGCUUUGGACUGACCGGAAUCAGCAUCAACUCAAUAGUUCUCAGCAUUGAGUGGGUCGACACAAGUCAUAGGUCGUUUAUCGGUGUGAUCGGUAGCUUGGCCUGGUCUGCAGGUAACAUGCUGCUGGCUGGAUUUGCCUUCCUGGUAAAUGACUGGCGGACACUGAUCAUGACUGUUACAGCCCCGUUAGGAUUUGCAGUUCUGACCUGGUGGUGGAUUCCUGAAUCCGCCCGAUGGCUUUUAGCCAACGGCAAAGUGGAACAAGCUCAGUUUUACCUUGAACAAUGUUCAAAAUUCAACAAAAGACAAAAACUGUCAUCCAAAUUAAAAAUGGAGACACAAUCCAGCAUGAAAAGCCUGGAAAAACAGGAGAAAAACUACACUUACCUUCAUCUAAUCAAGACCCCGGAGAUGAGACGGUUAACUCUACUGACUGGAAUUGUCUGGUAUGGUGUUGCCUCAACGUAUUAUGGAAUCAGCCUGAACAUCAGUGGAUUUGGUUUAGACAUGUACCUCACACACUUCAUCUAUGCCGCCAUCGAAGUCCCUGCCAAGCUGAUGAUCUAUUGCUUUCUCAACAUCAUCGGGCGCAGGAAGUGCCAAGCUGGAACACUGUUACUGACGGGAAUCUGCAUUGCCAUAAACAUCUUUAUCCCAGAAGGUCUUUGGCACCUGCGUGCUGUUGUUGCCAUUCUUGGAAAAGGUCUAUCAGAGGCUUCCUUCACGACAAUCUUCCUCUACACAACAGAACUUUAUCCCACAGUCAUCAGACAAAAUGGUCUGGGCUACACCAACUUCAUGAGUCGUCUGGGAAUAUCAGUGGCUCCGCUCGUCCUGAUGCUGGAGGACGUGUGGACUGUUCUUCCUCAGAUCAUCAUCUGCUCUGUGGCCAUCAUUUCUGGCCUGAUGUCUCUGCUGCUCCCAGAGACAGUGAACAAGAGGCUGCCAGAGACAAUUGAUGACGUUGAAAAGCCGAGGAGAAAUGACAUCUCCUCUCACUCUGUGGAAUCUUCAGGUGUUUUGCUGGAGCUAAAGGGCACAACAGAGACGAAGCAGUGACAAGACAAGCAACACAAUUAACUUAUGCUUUAUGCACACCACACAAAACUGCCAUGACCAAACUGCUGUUUCCAAAUGAAGAAGAAGUGAACGCACGUCUUGUCUUCUGUGCUAUUUGUAAGAAAACUCUCAUGUAGUGUGACCAAGUGGCGACCUCUGUAGCUGUGAAUUACAGUUCCUCAAACGUCCACUUGAGGAAGUGAAGUCAGUCUCCACGAGUCCCCAUACUGAAAUGGACCAACUUCACAGCAGAAAUAAACAUGUUUACAGCCUGGUCAUUUUUUUAUGUUAAAUGGGUCAUUUCAGUAGGCAGUGACAAAGAUGGUUUAUCCUCUGUACUAUGGCCGGUUUUUGCAGAGGCUCGACGGGCUCAGCUCUGCUCCGUCAGACUGAAUGAACUUUGCAUUUUGAUCGAGGAGGAUGGAGGAUUUAUUUAUCGAUGCACUCGUCAUGACACGAUGCCGGCUCAGUUCUGAAGAAGCUGUCCUCUCUGCCCCACAGUGCCACAGCUACUCUGCAUCUGUAAAUGAUCAUUAGCCUGCAAACAAGGAAAUACAUUUAUCCUUAGUGCCCCGACGUUGUUACCUCACACUGUAGAGGCGUCUUCAGCAACCUCCGCGGCUCUGAAAUGAAGCCAGUGAACAAGUGUCAAAAUGUGCAGUUCCUCAAACGUCCACUUGAGGCUGGCCGAGCUUCACAAUGGCCCUUCAGAAACAUGUGGGUGAUGUCACAGAUACUAUAUCCAUGUUUUAUGUUUGUGACAAGCUGGAUUUCAUAAACUGUACAUCAUUGGUAGCACCCAUCAACUCACCGAUUGCAUGUUGGCCUAUUAUCGUGAGGACAUAUAGAGAGGGGACAGCUUCCUUACCAUGCAACAACAAGCGUAAUAAAAAAUCCUCCUCCUUCAUCAAACUACAAAAAAACUUUGGACACAAACACAUUUUCUCUCCACUGCCUGGACCGAUCAUCCAUGAAUUAAAUCCUCCACAUCACAAAAUACAAACACUUCAUCAUGGUUCAUCUACGGCUGGUUUUUAUUUGAUCUAAAUGAUAAAAAAUAUAUUUUUGUGUGUUUUUGUUUGUGUCAGACGCCGCUCAGUGCAGUGUAAUGGAAUAAUAUGUUAUACUUUUUUCACAUGAAAUGAACUGAAACUGUUAACUGGCUGUAUUAAAACGUUGCAUUGCUGAGUCACAUAAAAACAGCUGAACUGAUGCAAAUUUAACCAAUAAUACAUUUCAAGUGGCAAAGUUUGAAGUAAGUUUUGAACCACAUUAAUAACUCCACAUAAAUAAUAAAAUAUAAAUAAGAUGAUAAAUAAUUUAUCAUGACAAAAACAUUGAACAUUGUGUACAGGUGCAAUAAAUGUCCAAAUAAAGUGCAUGUAGCAGAGUAAAAAUCAAGAUCUGUUAAUGUGCAAUUGUAUUGUAAUUGAAUACAAACUGAUGGUGCUCCUGAGGUCCUGAGAAAUGCUUACUCUCCUUACAUCAUAUAUUUUUUUUACA